Messenger RNA from Perkinsus marinus ATCC 50983, 4353 nucleotides. RefSeq lists its product as hypothetical. The transcript is spliced from 17 exons. Gene Ontology annotation, cellular component: plasma membrane. Gene Ontology annotation, molecular function: ATP hydrolysis activity; ATP binding; ATPase-coupled intramembrane lipid carrier activity. Bases 1 to 4353 code for a protein of 1450 amino acids. The record is from RefSeq and is a predicted model, not a curated record. Gene Ontology annotation, biological process: phospholipid translocation. NCBI's taxonomy places the organism in Eukaryota, Perkinsozoa, Perkinsida, Perkinsidae.
AUGCUCAUACCCGACGUGUCGUCUCUAAGCCCAGUGUCGGCUCUCUUUCCUUUGGCAUUCGUAUUAGUAGUAUCGGAAAUACGAGAAUUCGUCGAGGAAUAUCAGGCUUAUAAUAGAGAUAAGGAAACUAACUCCACCAAGACCCACAAGAUCGACAAGGACGGUACAGUGGUGGCCGUCCCCUGGUCUGAUCUCCGUGUGGGUGAUGUGGUAUUGGUGAUGGAUCAAGAGCCUAUUCCCGCUGAUGUGGUAUUAUUAUUGUCCUCACACGCGGAGAAUGCUAAGACCGGAUCGGUGGCGUAUAUGGAGACGAGUAACCUGGAUGGUGAGACUAAUCUCAAGACGAGAGAGGCUCCUAAGUUGGUUGGAAAGAUGGUCGCUGCUGGUUCGGAGUUCACAACACGGCGAUCCAAGACUUCAGGUAGUGUUCAUGCUGCUCCUUCCUCCAGUGUCUAUGCUAUAAGCCUGUCAGUCCCUCCUGCAGUUACUACCGAGCCCGAUUCGAGCACUGCAGGCGUACAACAGGGAUCACCAGUGGAGAGGAUGACUGUCAAGCGGUUCGCUACUGGCAUCAAUGCUGAGGACUCUCUCGGGCGUUUGGUAUCAUCCAUGGCGAUGGAUUUUGAAGCUCCUCAUGCUGAUAUGUACAAGUUCAAAGGGACCAUUGCUCCGCUCAGUAACACGGAAGAUGAGGGCUUUGCUGAGGGGUUGUCUAUCAACAACAUGCUCCUACGUGGGUGUAAACUUCGUAACACUCCUUGGGCCGUUGGUAUGGUGACUUAUGCUGGAUAUGAUAGCAAAGCUGAGAUGAAUAGUAGAGCCGCUGGUCUACAUCCAUCUAAGCAUUCUACGGUGGAGAAUCAGCAAAAUGCCUAUGUUACUUGGCUGGUCGUGUUGUUGGUGAUCCUCUGUGCCAUCGUCACUAUCGUUUUCAGUACGGAGCCCUCACCAGAGGAUGAGGACUUUCCUUGGUACUUGGUGGGUUUGAGUUAUCAAAAUCCUAUUAUCAACUUCCUCGCAUUCUUCGUCCUGUUGAAUACAUUGAUACCGAUGUCACUGUGGGUCACGCUCGAGAUCCUCAAGUUGGCCCAGUCAUUUCUCAUCGAGUGGGAUAAUCAAUUCUACGAUAAAGAAAGAGAUCUCCAUGCUCGGUGUAAUGCUAAGAACAUGCAUGAAGAGUUGGGGAUGGUGACACACGUGUUCUCUGACAAGACGGGUACACUCACCUGCAAUAAGAUGGAAUUUAAGGGCGCAGCGGUCGGCGGCAAAACGUAUUCUCUCGAUUUUAACGCCCCGGCGCCUGGCUCGGUCCCCGAUGGAAAGAAGUGCAACGCGGUCUUCUCGGGCGUCCUCCCAACCAACUUGCAGCUCAUUGGGUUAUUGCAACAAGAGUUACAUCGCGAUGGCGUGGACUCGGCAAUGGGGCAAUUUCUCAUGUGCCUGGCUUUGAACCAUUCUUGUGAGCAUGUCGCUGGAGGUCAUAUAGAUCCUCAGCAUAUGGCAGAGGAGCCAGCGAAGAUACUCACUGGUUGCAUACAGCUUUUCAAUAAGAAAAAGAAGGGACAGGAACAGAGGGGGGAUGACGGGGAUGAUUCGGGGCGAUUAGGUCGAGGUAUGAUGGAUGGUGGUGCGGGCGGGCUGAACGAGGGAGAUGCCGAAGAGCCGGAUAGUUAUCAAGGCACGUCUCCAGAUGAGACCGCUUUGGUGGGCGCAGCGGCUGACUUUGGUAUACGUUUUAUUGACCGAACACCUGAGGUGGAGAUGGUCAGACUGCCUGAUGGCACUGAGAAGACCUGGAGGCUCUUACACGUGGUUGAGUUCACUAGUGAGCGGAGGAUGAUGACGGUGGUCGCAACUGACAAUGACACAGCUGAUACUGACGAUAAGCCUGUGUACAUUUAUACUAAGGGAGCUGAUAGCUCUAUUUUACCCAAGUGUAUUAAUAAUACCAGCGAUGAUAAUAUGGUUCGAACACAUACUAAGAGGAUGGUUGCAAGGUUUGCUGAGACGGGAUUCCGUACGCUAUGCGUUGCCUAUCGUACGAUGUCGCUAUCAGCAUGGAAGAGUAUCCAGAGUGAGAUCGAUAUUGCCCAGACCAAGGUGGUAGAGAGGGAGCGUCUAGUGAGCGAGAUAGAGGCCAAGAAGAUUGAGGUAAACUUCACCUUGCUAGGGUGCACAGCAGUAGAGGAUAAACUACAAGAUGGGGUCCCUGAGACCAUUGCAUCUUUGCGUAAUGCCAAUAUCACGGUUUGUAUGAUAACUGGUGAUAAAAGGGAAACGGCGAUCAACAUCGCCAGGAGCUGUCGACUAGUCACCAGCAAACAGAAUGUGUAUACGAUGAUGAGCCAAAACAACAUGUUCGGUGGUGGUAACUUCGUCCCAAUAAGGAGUUUACAGCAACUUCUAGAGGCCAAAGAGCCGGCACUGGGAGUGAAUACACCGCUCGAACCUGGCUCAUUGGAUGAGGACGGCGACCCUGAUGAAAGUGAUAUGCUACUGGGACCUAAUCCACGAGCGAUAUGGGAGCUCACUGGGGAAGGUCAGGACAUUGAGGAUAAAAUUCGCAACGAACAACAGGCCAAAAGACUCGUCUCUCGAACUGCAUCGAACACAUCCCGAGUUGCGUCCUCUCCGAUGAGGGUGGCAUCAGCACGUGGCGUGAGCACACCGGAUGGGAACUCUACGACAACUGAGAAGUUCUCGCUGGUCAUUGAUGGUGCAAGUCUAGCUACUAUACUUGUGAACCCGACCAGUAGGAAGAAGUUGUUGGAGGUGCUCACCUACGGUCAAUGCGAGUCUGCUGUGUUCUGUCGAGUGAACCCCAAACAGAAGGGGGAGAUCGUACAUCUAGUGAGGGCCAGUCUCGAUAAGCGAGGCAGAGUCCUAGCGAUAGGUGAUGGUGCCAACGAUAUCAAUAUGAUACAUCAGGCUCAUGUUGGUGUUGGUAUAUUCGGACAGGAGGGGUAUCAGGCAGCUGGUACGGCUGAUUAUGCUAUCAGCAGAUUUGGUGAUCUCUAUAGGCUUAUGUUCUAUCAUGGUCGGAUAAACUACGAGCGUAAUACACAUUUCAUAAAUUUCUUCAUCUACAAGAACUUUGUGUACACGCUGUGCCAGUUCUGGUUCGGCAUAGUAUCCUACUGGACGGGUCAAACGGUUUUCGAGAGUUGGUAUGUUCUCACCUAUAAUUCUGUAUUCUGUUUGGCGCCCCUUUUCAUUGCGGCCCUCUUCGAUAAGGACAUCGAUCCGGACUUGGACGCUCCUGCUCCCAAGGGAUGUGGUCGGAUGCCUCAUCCCACUGGCCUUACGGUUGAUAAAUGUGAUGUUUAUCGCGAGGCUGUGGCAACCACUGGCAACAUCACCUUUUGGCUCAUCCUCUUGCUUAUUACUGCAUCUUGUGUAUUACCAAUAGUUGGUGCUGCCAAACUACGUGGACUGACGGACCACGCUUACUUCUCGGACCAGUUGCAGGAGAUGAGGGCGUCGUAUAAGCGAAAAACUCGCAAAGAGAACCGUGAGAGUUCUUAUGCAUAUUGCAAUAACAGCAUAUCUACACGAGCGUAUACUUGGCUUACCUUCCUCCCACUAUGUAUAGUCUUCCAGUUCCGAAGGCUGUCGAACUGUUAUUUCCUCCUCACUGCUGUUCUAGCUUACGUACCCGACGUAGGCUCUCUCAAUCCCUUUGCCUCUGUGGCUCCUCUGAUUUUCGUGCUUAUCGUAUCGGUCGGCCGAGAGUUCAUUGAGGAGUACCAAGCCUACCUACGUGAUAAGGAGACUAACCGUGGCCGUUGCCAUGUGGUGGUCCAGGGUGGGCGUGUGGUCUCAAGACAAUGGUCCGAUAUAUACCCUGGGGAAAUCGUUCUUGUGAAGGAGUGGGAUCAGCUACCUGCUGAUGUGGUAUUAUUAUUGUCCUCACAUGCUGAGAAUGCUAAGACUGGAUCGGUGGCGUAUAUGGAGACGAGUAACCUGGAUGGGGAGACUAAUCUCAAGACGAGAGAGGCUCCUAAGUUGGUUGGGACAGUGCUGGCGAUGAGCUCUACCACUCGGAAUAGUGAGUCCGGCAUCAUCGAAUCAGAUACCGUGGAAGAAAGCACUGGAGAAAGGCGCGUAGCUCUUGAAGGUCACAACAUCGUCACGGACGUAGCCUCUUUUGCUCUGGGGUUCACUGCGAUACCUUGUCAGUUGUCGGAGGAUGAGAGUGCACAGGAGUUGUCAUUGUUGGUGAGCAGCAGGCUCUCCAUCGACUUUGAAGCUCCUACCACUGAUAUGAUGAAAUUUCAAGGUACACUAACGGUGGGUGAUGACAACUGUGAGGCAACGGAAAGGUCUCAGGCGAUCACCAUUGACAAUGUGUGA